This is a messenger RNA of Acipenser ruthenus (sterlet), 5385 nucleotides long. RefSeq lists its product as uncharacterized. The coding region runs from base 269 to 1777 and encodes 502 amino acids. NCBI's taxonomy places the organism in Eukaryota, Metazoa, Chordata, Actinopteri, Acipenseriformes, Acipenseridae. The transcript has 13 exons. The record is from RefSeq and is a predicted model, not a curated record.
CAUGCGCUACAGUACUGACAGCUCAGUUGUGCAGUGAGCGCCUGCGCGGUGACGUCAAGAGGGGGCGGGUCCAGAUGUUGAUUCUUCCCGAGCAGGACGUAGAGAAGAGUACAAGCAGCCUGAGUACCUGGAAUUCAGUGUUUGAGAGAUGACUUGUUGAAAAUGAGACAGUUGUGGAUAACACCCUCGGAGACUCAAGUCUUUUCUAACAUGCUCCAGUGACCAGUUUUUUAAAUUUAAUUUCGUAAGCGCUUUCUCUCUUUUCCAAAUGAGCAUGGAGGUGGAGAGUGUUCCUGUGGAUAACCUAAUAGACUUUGACCCGAUUCCUUGUGGGGUAGAUCCCUGUGCUGUCAAUCCUUGCACAGUUGAUCCUUGCACUCUGGAUCCCUUUUUGCUGGAUCCUUACACGGUAGACCCUUGUGUGCUGGAUUCCCAUGCGCUGGACCCAUGCACGGUAGACCCUUGUGUGCUGGAUUCCCAUGCGCUGGACCCAUGUAAGGUAGACCCUUGUGUGCUGGAUCCCCAUGCACUGGACCCAUGCACGGUAGACCCAUGUGUGCUGGAUCCCCAUGCGCUGGACCCAUGCACGGUAGACCCUUGUGUGCUGGAGCCCUCUCCCCCUGUGGCGAAUCACAAUGGGAAUGGCCACGGCCAUGGCGAGGACCCAGGCAAUGAGAGCGAGGCCACCGAAUCGGCAGACAGCGAAAACGAAGCUUCCGACUCGCCGUCCCGCAGCGGCUGGAGCCACUCACAACGCUCCUCCUCCAACGAGUCCUUCUCCUCCAAUCUGAGCACAGAGUUUGCGGAGGACGAGGAGUCGGCAGAGCGCAGGGAAUUCAUAAAGAAAUACGUGGAGAAGAUCUUUCAUAGAGGAGAUGAGAUUGAACAGGAGGAGAAGGCACGCUUUGGAGAGCUCUGCAGCGGAGAAAAUGGCAAAGGCAGGGAGUGGUUCUCCAAAUAUGUCAGCGCCCAGCGCUGUAAUUCCAAGUGUGUCUCCGAACAGACUUUCUACAGACUCGUCCAGUCGUUUGCUGUUGUCCUCUUUGAGUGCUACCAGAUGGAUGACUUUGGCCCUGCCAAAAAUCUCAUGACAAUGUGUUUCACUUACUACUACAUAGGAAAAACACACUUGUCUCCUACUGACUUCAUGGAGAAGCCGGCUGCAGGUAUCGACUCUUACCUGAAAACUGCCAACAGCUGGCUGGCAGGCAAGAAGGACAUCGCAGAGCGGCUACUGAAGAACACAUCAUCCAAGACAGAAAACGUCAAGGGCUUCUUUGGAGGCCUGGAGAGCAAGCUACGAGGACCAGUCGGCAAAAAAAAUGAAGAUGGUGAGAAUCAGCCAGAGAAGAAACCAAAAAAGGCUGUGGUGCUGGAUUGCCCUGAUGAAAAGAAAGGAGAGAAGAUCUAUCUGUACACACAUUUAAGACAGCAGCCGAUCUGGCACACACUGCGGUUCUGGAACGCGGCCUUUUUCGAUGCAGUCCACUGCGAGAGAAGGAAGAGAUCUCCCACUACAAGGAGGGAUGCUGGGGAGGAAAAGGAAAAGAGGGAGAAGUGGUGUCACAUGAGCCAGGAAGAAAAGGAUGACAGCCUGCGGUUCAAUGAAAAUAUUGCAUUCGGUCAGCUGGGAACCUUCACACACAACAUGCUGGCCUUCGGACUGAGCCGGAAGCUCUGCAACGAUUUUUUGAAGAAGCAAGCGAUCAUUGGCAAUCUGAAUGAAGAGCAAAACAAGCUGCUGAGCGAUCAUAUUGAAGAGAUGGCUGUGGAAUAGGAGUCUGAAGAAGUGAACUCAACGUUGUGGCUAGAGAUAUAUUUCCUGCAUGACUUCGAUCUACAGAUAAAUAUUACAAAGUGUAUAUUUUGGAAAACAGAUGCUGAUAAUUAUUUAUAUUUAUAUUUCCUGCUAGUCCCAAAUUGCUUGUGUUGUAUGUGUGGUACACCUUACUGAUAUUCAUAUAUACAUACAGCUAUGUCCAAAAGUUUUGCAUCACUUAGAAUUUUAGGAUUGAGACAUAAUUUAAAAGAAAAACUAUAUGAACACAAUUUAUAUCUUAUGUAACAUCAUGAUAUCGGAAAAGUCUACCAGAAGCCAUAAUAGUAGUACAAUAUUUCAUGUUAGGUUUCGAAAUGUCACAUUUUUCAAUGUGUCAGUUUUUUGUUUUAUAUAUGGAAAACUACAAAGCGGUAUGUAAUUCAGUAUGUUAACGUAACAUUAUUCAGUAGUUUUCAUUCGACUUAUUGAAGUAAAAUUUGUUUAUUCUAUAGGGUGAUGCCAAAUUUUUGCUCAUACAUGCAUACAUGCAUACAUUAUGCAUGUAGUUAUGUGAGGAGUUGCACUGAAACAAUGUGCCAAAAUGGGCUGCAUGAAAACAUUCACACAAUGUGGUAUUAAAACAGUAUUGCUUGCUGCAUUCCAUAGUUAGUCGUUUGUUCUUGUGGUUGUUUUUUUUGCUUAGUUAUUAUACUAGAAUGAAUGGGUCUGCAGUAUUAAAUCAUGCAUUGAUAAUUUCCUUAUUUAUAAAGGAGAAAGGGUUUAUGCAAGACAAAUAGUCUGUAUUUAAUAUGGUGUGCAGUGGUUUCUAAUUCAAGACUUGUUAAGCCAUAGCCUACAAAAUCACACAUCUUUACAAAAUCUGAACCAGUCAUUAUUUAAACAAAAUAUAAAUCAAAGCGCAGAGGUGAACCUAGUCUUUUUCUAAAUGCAAAAAUCAUUUCAGAUAGUAAAAAGUAGCAACUGUUUAACUGUUUUAAUAUCAGACCAAGUCCAGUCUGUGAAAAAUGCCAUUAAUCUACCAGGAGGUACUUCCAAUAGACAAACAAAUAUGAUUAGUGAUCCAUUGUAGAUGCAUAUUUCUUAAUUGGGGUACUGUUGGGAAUGGGGUGUUUAAUGAAAAUACUAUCCUCCACACUUUUUUAAAAGAAGGUAAGAAGCAAAGCAACACUUUUAGCUUAUUUUUGUAUUUAAUCUUCUUUUUUUUUUUUUUAACAAGGCAGCAAUUUCAAAACUUUCUGCACACUGGAGUAGAAAAGUGAAAUAGUCGAGGCUACUGUGUAGCACCAACUUUAGAUAAAAACUCAAUUCAUAAUAAAAUCAAGUACGAUCAUCCCAAGCAGCUAAGCUGCACUAAUAAUGGAUUUUUAUAAUGUGCUGUAGAUGUCGCAAUAGUGAGUCAGCGUACUGUCCUUUGCUUUAUUUAACUUUUAGGAUCUUAUUCUGGACUCCAUCGCAUCAAAUUCUUUUUGGAUUCAUUUCCAUUCAAGACUGCCCAGACACCUCAGCAUGUCGGUUUUGAUACAGUACUUCACGGGUCCUGACAGAAUACCUCUGAGAGCUCAAUGCUGAUGUCUUAUCUGUCAUGUUCUCUAACUAAAUUAGUCAAAAGUGGAGAUUCAGGGAGAGUGUGUGAGCCCAAUCUCUUAAAACACACACAUAAAUCUGUCAGGGAAUGCAAACAACCCAGUCUGAUGUUGAUUGUGCUGGCUUGGCAAUUAGUCUUCAGUGACAAACCUUCAGGGAGGUUUGCUAACCCCUUGUGGUUUAUUAUUUAGAGAAUAUUGAAUCCAAACUGCAAAAGUUUCAGCAGGCUUUGAAAAAUGACAUUUGCCUUCAGUAUGUUAGACAUCGUAGACUAUGUUAUAUAGGAAUUGCCUGAAGAAAAGUCUAGUAUUACAUGUGGAGAUGCAAAAUAAUCAAGAAAACCCAGGCAAUAUUCUAAAGAGCACUUCUAAUAAUGACAGGAAUUUAUCUUUUUCUGGGUAGCAAUAGGUGAGGGCAAUUCCUUUAAUUGAUGGUGUAACAUACGGUGUGACCAGUAGGUGGCAGUGAUGCAUCAUCUUGUGGAGUACUCUAUGUAUAACUGCUGAUAGCUUUGGUCUUUGAAAUUGGCUUAUUUAAAGAGGAAAUGUAUGUAUUUAUUGGUCAUCUGUAGUGUUUUUGAGCCUGAUAAUGCCUUGCUGACUCAGAGGAUGGGAUAUUGGGAACUGAUCAGUUAUUUAUGUCUUAUGUGUUGGAUUAUGUUUGAAUAAUUGUUAGAUUACUGUACUCGGGGGGUUUAAAUGUCUUACACUGUUGAGUAACAACACUUGUAUUGUCAUGUGAAAUUAGCAGAGAGGGUGAAGUUGGAUUUGUCACCUGCAUGGUGUUGUGUGCAACACCAGUGGUUUUGGUUCCAUAUAUAGACUGCAACAUCAUUAAACUUAUUACUGUUUGUUCAAAAACACCUCUCAGUUUUUGUGCAAUUAUGAAUAUUAGUAGCCUAUGGUUUCAUUUUGAAUUGUUUAGAGGAAUAGUAUGGUAUGUUUCAAUCUGCCACUGGGAUUGUUGUGAAAGUGAUUUGAAAUCAGACUUGUUAAUUUCCAUCAGCAGCAGAUCUAGAUCAAAUUGACUUCAAUUGGGACUCUCGUCAGCCCCAUUUAGGAUUGCCGGCUGGCAGAUUUUGAUCUCUCCAAUUUGCAAUCAUGGUCAAAGUUACUUGCUGUAUUAUACUCUAAUGUUAGGGAAACAUUAGAGGUUGGUUAAUUAAUUUAUGCCUAGCAAUUAUACAACAACCGUGAUGCAUAAGUGUGUAAUGUCCAGUUGCCGAUCGGAUUGUUGAUUUGUAGACUGCAGAUGGAACCAGCCAAUAUUGGAACGAGAUAAGAUUGAUUUUUACAGAGUAAUGGUGUAGGUGGAACUAAGGUCUGGUGCCAUUUUUUAUUAUACAAAUGGCAAAACUAAACUAAAAAAAAUUCAUUUUAUUUAAAAAGCAGCUCAAAGAAGGGAUCUCUACCAACCCUGAAAGGGCAUUUUGUAGAUUGAAAUACUUUCCUUGUGAAAUACUUUGUGCACUUUAGUUUGUGAAUACAACCUUUAGAUUGUAUCAAUGGGUCCAGUUUUGUAUAUGUUACUGCAUCAUAUUGGCGUAUUUGAUUGGUUAGUUUCUUUGUAUCAUUAACAACCUGGUAAACCCCUAAUGUGGGUCUGCUGUUUUGUGCUUCGAUUGGGCAACCAGUCCAUGAUGCUUUGUGAAUCAAACAGUUAGUAUAUUUUUUCUGUUUGUGUUUUAAACUAUUAGGCAGACAUCCCUAACUGUGUUAUUUACAACCUCAUGUGAUUUGUGGUAGAGCCUCCUAGAGAGAAGUAGCGGUAUGCAAAACAACAAUGUCUUCAAAUGUUCUUAGAAAUGGGCAAUAAAUAACCUUGGAAUGUCUUUGCUAUGUCUUUGGAAUGUAUCAUUGCUAUUAAACAUUUCAUAGUAGUUGUAUUAAGUAUGAUGCAUGGUAGAGUCAAAAUGUUAAGUUGUUAGAGGAGAAAGACAAUGUAUUUGUGUGUGUGUGUAAACUGUCCAACUAGCUUGUGAAAAGCCCAUUAAAUAAAUAAAAGAUAUUUUGUAAAAUUUA